AUGCCCAACGGGAGCCGCUCUCGCGACCCCGACUCUCGCGAUCCCCGAGAUGCCGACUCUCCAGAGCGAGACCGCGACCGCGAGCGGGACAGAGAUCGGGACCGUGACCGAGACCGAGAUUUGAAUAGAGACCGCGACCGAGACUUGGACAGAGAUUCAGACACGGAGCUUGAUCGCGACUAUGACCGUGAUCAUGACCGCGAUAGAGAUCAUGAUCGAGACCGCAAUCGGGAUAGAGACAGGGACAGAGACCGAGAUCGAGACAGGGACAUGGAUAGAGACAGAGAUAGGGACCGUGAUAGGAAUAGGGACAGGGACAGGGACAGAGAUCGCGACAGAGAUAGGCAUCGCGAGAAAGACCGCGUCAUUCCUCGAGAACCUCGCGUUCGAGAUCAUCCACCUAGCAAGCGCAACAGCAUUACCGACCGCCUCCUAGGCUCCUUUAGAGCUGCUCGCGGCGGCGACAAGGACGGCCAUGGCCAUGGCCACAAUCCCCUACCGCCAGUAGCCUCGUCUAUUGGGAGGCGUGCUUCAUCCGUCGUCAAAGGCAGUCCUAUCCCUCGCAUCAAGGAGUGGCUCGACACCUGCGGCGCCGACCACAACCACCAUUGCGCCAUCUCCUCUGAGACUGAGGUCACUACGUGGCACCCAAAAUAUCUCAUCAACGUCGUCGAACGCCGCCUCGUCAAGGGGACGCCCAAGGACCGGUACCUCGCUCUGAGCUACGUCUGGGGCCCGCGCCACAACACCACGCCCCAGAUGUACACUCAGCUACUGCAGUCCAACGUCGAAGCUUUCCAGGAGACCUUGCCCAAUACUGACAUUCCGCAAACCUUCCUCGACGCCAUGUGGCUGGCUAAGAAGCUAGGCAUUCGACACAUCUGGAUUGAUCGGCUGUGCAUUGUUCAGGAUAGCCCGGAAGAGAUGGAGGACAAUGUCAAGCACAUGGCAUACGUCUUUGCCAAUGCCUACCUCACCAUUGUUGCAGCUUCUGGCGAUGUGAAUUCUGGAUUGGUUUCCCUCAACCCCAGACGUUCUUCUGUACGCAACAUGAGGCCAGGGAACAACAACCAUCAAGAUCUGGUGGUGGCUUCGCCUUGGUAUUCGAGGGGCUGGACACUCGUUGAACGUCUCUACUCUCGGCGCUGCGUCUUCUUCUUUGAGGACGCCGUGACUUGGGAGUGCCACUGCGAGACAUGGCAGGGAAGUCCAAAUAGUGUUAUGAAGAAGCUUAAGGGGAAUCGUCAAGGAUGCACGGGAACCAUCCCUGACGCGAUUUUCGCUUACCAGCACUCACCUUGGCCCGACCUCGACGAGUAUGCUCGCAUCGUCAUGGAUUACAGCGCGAGAAAGCUGACCCACGUUGACGAUACUCUGCCUGCGUUUUCCGGCAUCACGCAUGUCCUUUCGCGCUCAUUCCCAGGCGGCUUCGUCUUCGGCAUGCCUAUAAUGUUUUUGGACAUCGCUCUCUUGUGGCGUCCCCACGCCUCGAUUCGUCGAAGGGCCCUGCCGAAACCACCAUUCCUCCCGUCUUGGUCCUGGAUGGGCUGGUGGUUCGACAACAUUCCAGUCGACUUGACACUAUGGAGAGCCGCGGCAGAUUACGUCGAGGAGGCCCGCUCGGGGAAACGCGGCCAGGAAUCAAAGCGGUACAAGUCUGCGCACCCGUUCCGCAUCAGGCCGACCGUCACAUGGAGCCUCACGAACCGGGCCGCUACCGUGCCUCUCAUGAAUACGGGUCUCCAGUACCGGGAGCUCCGGGGCCGGAGGAGCCCCACUUCCGACCUCCCCCCGGGUUGGUCCCGCACCGGCUCCUACUACAAGCACGACAGCGACGAGUCGGCGCUCUUCAAGUAUCCCAUCCCGGUCGAGGAUCCUCCCGAGACCAACAGCUACGAACCGCCCGUGGGCGAACAGGCCUACCCCGUGCCGAUGCUCUCUUUCCGAACAACGACGGGUCAUUUCGAGGUUGAUUUCCUCUCCACGCUCGCUCACCGCGACCGGCCAAAUCCGCCCCUUGCCGUUGGAAACAUCUGGGGCAAGGCGAACAAGUGGGCAGGCCAGUUCCGAGCGCACGAUGGCUGGCUGGGCGUUCAGUCAUCCAACUAUGACGGCGAGGAGCGCCUCGAGUUCAUUGCCGUGUCAACAGCCACAGAGAGGCGGGGCUCGCAUGUCUUUGACACUGAGCGGUUCGAGGAGCACAUGGACGCUGACGAGAUGAUCGAUAUUGUCAAUGUCCUGUGGAUCGAACGCAUUGGUGAGGUUGCGUACCGCAGGGGAAUUGGCCACAUAUUGCUCAGGGCAUGGGAGGCGCAGGCCAAGGAGGAAGUAGGAGUUCUACUCGGAUAG
Messenger RNA from Fusarium vanettenii 77-13-4, 2349 nucleotides. RefSeq lists its product as uncharacterized. The transcript has a single exon. The coding region runs from base 1 to 2349 and encodes 782 amino acids. The record is from RefSeq and is a predicted model, not a curated record. Lineage: Eukaryota; Fungi; Ascomycota; Sordariomycetes; Hypocreales; Nectriaceae.